AUGGUUCAUCUUCAUCUGUUUCAUCUGGUGUGCGACGACCAUCUCGGGCGAUGCGGCGACGACGACGGUUUGUCUUCUUCUAUGGCCUGUGUGCGCGACAAUCCUUGCAUGGGAAGCGACGACGGGUCUCAGAGAGAGCAUGACGGCAUAAGGAUCGCGACGGCGGUGAUAGAAGGGCGUAGGUGGAAUGGAUUGUCGUGCGGCGAAUGGAGGAGGACAUGA
Messenger RNA from Linum trigynum, 222 nucleotides. NCBI's taxonomy places the organism in Eukaryota, Viridiplantae, Streptophyta, Magnoliopsida, Malpighiales, Linaceae. The record is from the annotation of a GenBank genome assembly.